UGGCUUAGCCUGGGAGAAUCCUGGUGGUCAACCCCAUGGAGGUCAUCUGUGGUCAUUAUUGGCUAAUUGCUUUGCUAAUUGCUGCCCAGAGCCAUGUGGGGCGGACCCCUGGAAGGCUGCAGGCUGUGGAUGGGGAGCUGAAGAGAAGAGGCCAGGCCUGUGGGAGCACUUACCUUUUGUCCAUUUCUUAUCCUGGGCUUCCAAAUAAGGCAUCCCCUGAAGAAAGUGCCCUUGCUAGAAAAGCUAGAAAAUCAGCUUUCGGGUUUUUGGCAGUAAAAAGUUACUGCCAUCCAGGACUUAGUAUAAGGUUCAAAUACCCAUUCUAGUCCCUCCCAGCUAAUAGCUCUUGAGUUCACCAAGCCUCAAGUUUCCCUUCUGUGAAAUGGGAUAAUGAUGGUUCCUAUUUCAAAGAACAUAGUGAGGAUAAAUGCAGUCCCUGACUCAGCAAGUGUUAUGGUGGAAGUUAGCUAUUGUUAUUUUACAAGUGAGGAAACAGGCCCAGAGAUUGCAAGUGACUUCCCCAAGUCAUGUAUCUCAUGGGAAAUAGGAGGAUCAGUGUGAUCCUCAUGGUGAGAUAGGACAUAUGGGGUCUCUUCUUCACACCCCAAGCACUCCCCACUCCCCAUACCCCCCAGACAGUUUCUUUGUUACCCAGGGUGACCUUCCCUGCGUGAGCCUAAGCUUUGCAGCAAAGAUUCUUGGUAGGCAACGAUGGCUGCUGCUGCUGACUUUCUCUUCUAAGCCUCUGCCCAGAGACUGAACGCACACAAAGUUUCUGCGGCCAGAUAGCUAAAAGGAGGACAGGCACAUCUAAGAGAAAUUGGGGAAGGUUGACAUAAAUGGGACAGCUUUCCUGAUUGUACAGAAGUUUAACUCAUCUACUGCCAUGUAUUUCUUGGGCUCAGCUCAGCUGACUCAAGCCCCUGGGUACCAGACAUUUCAGUUUCCACUUUUACUGAGGGGUAAAAUGAGGUUCCAUAGGAAGCAGCUCUCCAGAACCCUGUUUAAAGCCCCCAAGGGUCCGUUUGCUGCUGGGAAACCAGCCCUUAUCUGGGUCCAUCUUCCCACAGGCUCCUUGCUAACAGCACUGAAAGGCAGGGUCAGAACUGAGACACUGUGAUGCCGUCUUGGUUCUCUCCACCCGUCAAGCCCAGCUUCCUGGGUCCAGUCUCUUUUUCUUUGGGUUGGCUGCAGGGACCAGCGCAUCAGCCAGGAUGUGGAACGAUUCUGCCGGCAGCUCAGCAGCAUGGCCAGCAAGCUGAUCAUCUCCCCGUUCACCCUCGGCUACUACACUUAUCAGUGCUUCCAAAGGCUGGCUGGGGCCUGUGAGCAUCUUUGGGUAUUUCAUCCUGGGGACCAUGGUGAACAGAAUUUUGAUGGGCCCCAUUGUGGCAAAGCUGGUGCAGCAGGAGAAACUGGAGGGCGAUUUCAGGUUCAAGCACAUGCAGAUCCGGGUGAAUGCUGAGCCUGCUGCUUUCUACAGAGCUGGGCACGUGGAGCACAUGAGGACGGACCGCAGGCUGCAGAGGCUCCUCCAGACCCAGAGGGAGCUCAUGUCCAAGGAGCUCUGGCUGUACAUUGGUGUCAACAUGUUUGACUAUUUGGGCAGCAUCCUGAGUUACGUGGUGAUUGCAAUCCCCAUUUUCAGUGGGGUCUAUGGAGACCUGAGCCCCACCGAGCUUAGCACCCUGGUCAGCAAGAAUGCCUUUGUGUGCAUUUACCUCAUCAGCUGCUUCAGCCGACUCAUCGACCUCUCCACAACGCUUUCGGAUGUGGCUGGUUAUACACACAGGAUUGGGGAGCUGCAGGAGACCCUGCUGGACAUGUCCCUGAAGUCUCAGGACUAUGAGAUCCUGGACGAGAGCGAGUGGGACUUGGACAGGGCCCCGCGGCGGCCUGCAGAGCCUGCAGACACAGCUUUUCUCCUUGAGCGGGUCUCCAUCUCAACCCCCUCCUCUGCCAAGCCCCUCAUCAAGGAGCUGAGCCUGAAGAUCUGCAAGGGGCACAGCCUGCUCAUCACGGGCAACACGGGCACCGGCAAGACCUCCUUGCUCCGGGUUCUGGGCGGCCUGUGGGCGAGCACACAGGGCUCAGUGCAGAUGCUGACCGACUUCGGGCCCCACGGGGUGCUGUUCCUGCCCCAAAAGCCGUUCUUCACUGACGGGACCCUUCGGGAGCAGGUGAUUUAUCCCCUGAAGGAGAUCUACCCGGACUCAGGUUCUGCUGAUGACGAGAGGAUCAUGAGGUUCUUGGAAUUGGCAGGUCUGUCCAGCUUGGUGACAAGGACAGGGGGUCUGGACCAGCAGAUUGAUUGGAACUGGUAUGAUGUUCUGUCCCCAGGGGAGAUGCAGAGGCUCUCCUUUGCCCGUCUCUUCUACCUGCAGCCGAAGUACGCAGUGCUUGAUGAAGCCACAAGUGCACUGACAGAAGAAGUGGAGAGCGAGCUCUACCACAUCUGCCAGCAGCUGGGGAUGACGUUCGUCAGCGUGGGACAUCGGCGUAGCCUCGAGAAGUUUCAUUCCUUGGUUCUGAAACUCUGUGGAGGAGGAAGAUGGGAACUGACUAGAAUUGAAGUGGAAUGAAGCCAAGGACGAGGAUGCCCACCAGGGGAGCCACGCUCCGGGCAGACCGGCAGUUCCCAGGAGAAACCAGGAGGACUGAGUGGGCCGGGAUGAGCUCCAGCUUGGCUUCACAGGGUCCUGCGUGGACAGCAGAGGGCUCAGCCCGGGAGUGGGCCUCCCUGGGGACACUCCAUCCUCAACAUGCCGACUCCUGCCGCCUCAUACACCUGAAAUGCUGAUGACUCACAGGUUCCUUCAGAUCACGUUUUCUAAAGAAAUGAGGGGUAAAAGUGGAAAGAGUAUUGGACUUGGAGUCAAGAGAUCCAAGAAUCUCUUACACUCAAAUCAGUGAAAUUUUGCAACAGAGAUUUUUAACUUUAUUAACUGACCAUUUAAAUUUUAUAACUUUUUAAAAAAGACAAGUUAAAAAUUAAAAAACAAAAAAAAAAAAAUUCAGCUUCUCUCUUCUCUGUCUCCUCUAUAUAGAAUAAUCGUUUUUUAUUGAAUCUCCAGGCUUGUAGUUGAGUCUGGAGGGGAGGGAGCAGCACUUGCCACUGUCCUGCAAUCUUCUGCUCAUGGUUUUCCACUUCGCUCCACGUCUUUCCCUUCCCGUGUGUCAGUUGGAGUGCCUGCACCACUAACCCUCUGGUUUCCUUGUCUUAACCCAGAUGAAAAUAAAUCCCUUCCCCUUGGUUAACUAAAAUAAGUCUGGGAUUUUCCCGACGUAAUCUGUACUAGAGAACAGCAAAAACAGCAAGCUGAACAAACAAAACCUAGAAAGCACAAAAGCACGGGAUGAAAAGUUGUAGAGCCCAGAGGGGUUAAUCUGGAAGUGUUCUCCAUACCAACUUCAUCAGAAAUGUGUACUGUUUAUACUAUCGAUUAUUUACUGUUUCCCUUAAAUCAACUCACUUUCUAAAUUUAAUUGUAUUUUUAGAAGUAAUUUACACUUGCCAUAAAUAGAAAGUAACUGUAAAAAGAAAUACAAUGAAAGCCAAACAGUGUUAUUAAAUUGUAACUAGGCACUGUUGCCUCCAAGGGCUCUGAGCCUGAUUGAGGCCUGCUGUUUUGUUUUGUUUUGUUUUGUUUUCUCUUAUACCACUCUAUAAAUUUAUUAGCACCUUGCAUAAGUGGUAUAUUUGUUGCCAUUGCCAAAAUAACAUUUUUAUAAAAAAGGAGGUUAAAUGUGUUAGAGAAGAGUUAAAGACAUAUUAGCACUGAGAUUUCUCUCCUUAAUAAAAUUGAAAAGAUGGAACAAGAAUUGCAAGGAAAAUAACUUUCUCACUGUAAAAUCUCAGAUUAUUCAAUGAUUCAUUGGUACCACCUAACACCAUCACAGGUGUGGGGGUGAGAGUUCCAAACUUGGGGAGAUGCCUCACCUGGCUUGGCUACCAUGUAGGCCUCGAGACCUGCUGUGGUGGAUUGAACCGCGUACCCCAGUUUGGACACAUGUCUUGGUUUUGGUCCGUCUUCUGGUAGGUGUGGACCCAUGUAAAUAAGAUCACUUCAGGAUGUCACUUCAGUUAAGGUGAGGACCCACUGAAUCAGGUUGAACUUUAAUCCGGGUUACUGGAGUCCUUUGUAAGCAGAAUGAAAUUCAGACAGAAAAAA
Messenger RNA from Choloepus didactylus (southern two-toed sloth), 4172 nucleotides. It is a transcript of the gene ABCD4, whose product is annotated as ATP binding cassette subfamily D member 4. The record is from RefSeq and is a predicted model, not a curated record. Gene Ontology annotation, molecular function: ATP hydrolysis activity; ABC-type transporter activity; ATP binding. The transcript has 15 exons. Bases 1359 to 2582 code for a protein of 407 amino acids. Gene Ontology annotation, biological process: fatty acid beta-oxidation; peroxisome organization; very long-chain fatty acid catabolic process. Lineage: Eukaryota; Metazoa; Chordata; Mammalia; Pilosa; Megalonychidae. Gene Ontology annotation, cellular component: peroxisomal membrane.